Molecule: messenger RNA, 990 nt
Organism: Fomitopsis serialis
Lineage: Eukaryota; Fungi; Basidiomycota; Agaricomycetes; Polyporales; Fomitopsidaceae
Exons: 6
Coding region: 1-990 (329 amino acids)
Source: RefSeq, a predicted model, not a curated record
AUGAGACACCGCGACUGUGAGAUAGCCAUCACAUGUGACGGCAAGCGUCUCGAAGAGUACAAUGUCCAAGUGGAGGGAAAUGUUGCCGAGUGCUAUAUAGCUAGCGAAAGUGACAAGGUUUUCGAGAUCAAGUGUAGCAACCACUUCUCGACGUAUUUCUCCGUGCAGACUACUGUCGAUGGCCAGCAGUUCCCAAGACGGUUGAGCGUCAAAGCGGGAUUCAAGAAUGAAACUCUGGAGUGCGCCGAUGGUGACGGGUUCAAGCCGUUGAUGUUCUCGAGAAUCUGUGUAACAGAUGACGACAAUGCACCGAGAAAGUCAAGCUACGCCGACAGCCUCGGUUUGAUUGAGAUACGCGUUGUCCGUGCAACGAUCGAGAAGGCGGUGCCCUGGACACCUCCGCCGGGUCCGGGUCCAAAAGCUAUUGGCCCUAUUCAUGAGACAAUGAAGAAAGGUGGGAUGCACUGUGUAUCCUUCGGAGCGACACAGCGACACAAGAAUAUUCCCGAGCUUGUAGUACCCUCGUACAUUGACCAGUGGUCUGCGCCAUACAUAAUCUUCAAAAUCCGAUACAAACCUCUUGUGAUACUCCAGGCGCAAGGCAUAGUAGAACCUGCAGUGGACCAGUCACGCCGUGCUGGGCCAUCUAGAAAUUCGCCAGUCGUGUCGAACCCAUUAUCGCCAGAACGGGAGGCUGCAAACGGUGCUCGGCGUCGCGACGCACAUGAUGCCUCUGAUUCCGACCGUCCUCGGAAACGGGCUCGUAAGGAUGGGUCGUCAGCGUCUCCGAGCUCGUCCAAGGGAGAGGGUGAUGAUGGCGACGACAACCUCACUGCGCUCCAGGCCCAGAUGCGUGCCAUACGACGCAAGAUCACCAAAGCUCAGAUACGGAAGAUCCAACGUGACCAGUCAACCGGAAUCAAGCGGGAGGAGUCCCCUAUCGAUGCUGGGGAGUUUCACGGCGGCGUCAUCGACUUGACGGAGGACUGA